Messenger RNA from Macrosiphum euphorbiae (potato aphid), 321 nucleotides. Lineage: Eukaryota; Metazoa; Arthropoda; Insecta; Hemiptera; Aphididae. The record is from the annotation of a GenBank genome assembly.
AUGACCAACCGGGGAAAUCGCAGUCAACGCAAACGUAAAUCCACUCCUCCAUACAACUCCGUAAAGAAAGGACGCAAUCAAGCAUUCUCACCACCAUCCAUAUCUCAAACUAACCAGGUCACCGCACCAACGAGCCAACGUGAUUCUCCACCUUCGCCUUCUGUUGCCGAAGAAACCUUAUCAGAAGAUUCAUUCUUUUUAUCAACCACAGAAGACGACAAAAGCAGUCACCAGUCCUCUACAAACGACCAUCAGCCCAUACCAAAAAGAAUCCCGCCAAUAUUCUUACGAAAAAACCUGAGUACUCAUGGCGCACCAUAG